Gallus gallus (chicken) is the source of this 5413-nucleotide messenger RNA. RefSeq names its product protein SPT2 homolog. The transcript has 2 exons. The record is from RefSeq and is a predicted model, not a curated record. Bases 1 to 975 code for a protein of 324 amino acids. Lineage: Eukaryota; Metazoa; Chordata; Aves; Galliformes; Phasianidae.
AUGCUGUCUGCACUGCGGGAAGAAGCAGAAACUCUGUCAGUGGCAAAGCAGGGCUAUGGGCCUCGUAGUAAAGAUGAGGAUUAUUCAGAGAAGUUGCAUGUUGCCAGAGAUGCCAAACUCAAUUCAGUAUUUGUGAUGCUGUGGGAGAUUUAUGGAGAAGUGGGUGAAUGCCUGCGGGGCCGGGAACAUGGCCGAAAGCGGAGCGGCAGCCGCGAGGGCAGUGCGGGGCGGGCAGGGCACGCACCUUUCACUACAGCCCCGGCAUCCUCUUCCUCCACGGACCGCCGGGGACUCCAACGGAGCUCUGCCGCGCGGCUCUCUGCCGGACGGGGCCGCCCCCGCCGCUGCCCGGGGCGGCGAAGCGAGUCGAGCGCCUACCGCUGCGGGACGGGGGCGGGGGCUGCGGACGCGGACCGCCCCGCCGGGUCGGCGGAGGAGGGACGGAGCGAGGAGGAAGGCGCUCGGGGCAGCGGAGGCGGCCGACUCGGCCUCCGGGAGGGAUCCCCGGGGGAGGUUCGGUGGGAAUCUCCUCACGGCGCGCUGAGCCGGGCGGUGCGCCCGCGCUUCCCGCCUCGACGGAGCGCGAGCGGCGUCCGCGCAUCGGCUCUUCCCGCCCGGGACAGCCUCGCGCCUCCUGCGGGCACCGCUCAGCAGCAGCACCGCGUUACUCGGCGGGCGCAGAGCGCAUCCUUGCGGCCGGGACGCUGCCCCCGCGCCCCGCCGGUCACGGCCCUACCUCUCGCCUCGGCGCCCGCCGUUCGCGAGCCGCUGAGUAACGGCUCCGGCCGCGCGGGGCGGGAGCGGCGCAGCGCCAUCGCCUCAGCCCUGGGGCGGGGGCCGCGUGCCUCACCGCAUCGGAAUGCGGCGCGCGCCCCUCGCCCCCCGCAGCCCCCGCCCGGCGGCGGCAGUUGCGCUCGCGGCUCCCUGUUGCUUUUUGCUUUUCCCCCUCUCCAGCACAACGCCGCUGCCCGGUGAGCGGCGCGAGCGGUGCGAACAAGGGUUGCAUUCAGGGCCGCUUCGGGAGCGAGCGCGGCCCCCGUACCGUACCGUGCCGUGCCCCGCGGGUGAGAGGGACGGGGGCUGCACGGCCGCCAUCCGCACCGAGGGGUAACGCCUCUCGUCUGCACGCGUGGUCUGUUCCGUGCGGUGAGAAAAGUCUCAUAAAGUUUCGUUCUGGAGGAAACAUUCUCACUUUUUUUUUUUUUUUUUUUUUUUUUUUUUUUUUUAAGAGGCAAACGUUGUUCACAGAUAACGAAGUUUUAUUUUGGCCGCCUUUACACCGCGAGCACCGAUCCCCGUAGCCAAGCUGUGUGCGUUCCGUGUCGCGGCACGGCGCCGUGCAGCCCGCAGCUCACACACCCCUCUUCACGCCAGCAGCCCUACGCUGCUCCCUGAGAGAAGCGCAAACCCGAAGGCCAAAGCUGAAGUGCGGCUGUGUGCUGCGCGUUACCUCAGAGGCGUCGUUGUCCUGAGAGGAUAAUUCAGCAGUUGAAGAAAUGUGUCCAAAAGUCGACCAAAUUGUGCACUGAAGGCCUGUAGAAGUUACCUGCUUUCAAAACUUUGCACUGCUUUUCCUAACAAGGUACGCCAGGCACAGCAUCACUGUGUUUGCUGCCUGGCUGUAGGUGUGCUAUUCAGUUUCGUUCCCUCAUCAUCCUGUGGGCACCGGUGAUUGAAAAAAGGAGAUAAAACACUGAGAUGGAGCACUGUGGUGCUUUUAGCAGCGCAGAGUCCAAAUCAGGCGUUGCUCGAGAGGUGAGAGACAGCUAAUCCGAGGUGAAUCUGUUAGUUAAUGUCCUGAUAGUGAUCGGACAAGGGAGAAUGGCUUUAAACUAAAAGAGGGGAGAUUUAGGUUAGGUGUUAGGAGGAAAUUCUGUACUCAGAGGGAGGUGAGGCCCUGGCACUGCUGUCCAGAACUGUGGGUGCCCCAUCCCUGGAGGCACUCAGGGCCAGGUUAGAUGGGGCUGGUGGGGGGCACCAGCCCAUGGCAGGGGGGUGGAGCUGGAUGGGCUUGGAGGUCCCUUUCAUACCAAGCCAUUCUGUGGUUAACUGUUAACGUGAAUCGGCCUCUACUGAAACACAGCAUGUGUUGGCUGAAACCUGGCUAUUGAAAAAACACGCAGCCUUCCCCUCACCACCAGUGCAGCUUGGAUUGCAUUGGCUGCGCACAGUACUACCAAAAGAGGUGCUGCAACAGCAAGCUGCAAAAAGCAAGGCUCAGAUGAAUGAUGCUUUCCGCUUCAUGUUCUGUAUGAUCUGUAUACUUUUCAUUUAUUCUUUUAGUGUACUGAAUACUGACCUGAACUAAGGUCAGUUGCUGAUACUUUAUGUAUUCCCAGUGUUGGAGGCACAGUUGCCCUUUAGAACUGAUCAUGCAAUGUAUUUUCAGCACUACAGCAGUGGCAAUGAAUUAUCCCCUGAACACACAGGCAGCAGGAACCUUUCCAUUGGAGCUUUUUCCAGUUUCUCUCUGCUUUUCCAGUUGUUUUUGAAAGUGCAGGAAAGUUAUCAUCAUAUUAUUCCAGUGGAAAAAACAUCUAUAUAAUUUUUCCUUCACAAUGUGUUCGUAUUUUUUUCUCAGCUUGCAAAACUCCACCAGUAAAAGGUAUACUGCACUGAGAGGAAAGUGAUACAUUUUGCAGAGAGGAAACUUUGGAGAAGUCACCACAUCCAUGACUCAGCAAAGGAUUAAGGCGUGCCUGUGACCUGAACACACAGCAGUGGGGUCCAUAGCACACUGCAGCAAUGUUGCUUUUGGCAUCUCUUUCUGAGCUCCCGAUUUGUUCUAUGUGCACCCAAACACCACAUCAUCAUUUAUUAAUGUUAACCAAAACCCACCUAACUGUGAGAACCAUAAGGCAGAUAGAGCAGUACAGAUGCUCUGUACCAAACACCCAGAUGCUUCUCUGAGUGCUGCAGGGAAGGAGAUACCACCAUGGCUGUGGGGCUGUCCAUUUCCACGUGUCCUCUUGUGAACAACGGUUCUGAAGCUGCACCCUCGUAAUGCACCGUGGGCUAAGAAGAACUGAAGCAUGAAGAAAUGAUGCACCUAGAUAUUCCUAAAAAUAUAUAUGUUACUACUUAACUUUUAAUGUGAUUUCUCUCUUUGAGGACAAGUUCAAAGUCGCACGCAGAUCCCGAGGAAGCUGAGUGUGCAGCCCAGGGCUGAGGCACACCAUCUUCUUUACGUUCCAUCUGAGUGCACAGCCCUCAAGGUGCUGCAGGCAGAUCUGGCUUUGCAGGAGGGAGCAUUCAUUGGUGAGCCCGACCUCAGUGCUGUGCUGAACUAACGGCUUUUUCCUGCACUGGACUGGGAUUGUGGAGCACAGUUCCUUCUUAACCUUCUCAGCCAAUCAAAAAGUGCUGUAAAGAAUGCAUGAGUUUGCCUUUUUCUCUUGUAUGUCAGAGCCCACCAGCACUCCGUGAGAAGUGGCUGCUGUUGGUCGUGCUGUGCCCUGCUCUAGCAAAUGCAGGACAGCACACUGCUGCAGGUCAUCAUGUGGGUGGAUCCCAGCAGUGCCAAGCAGCACACAGCCCCUGUUUGGGUUAAAAAAAUUAGUUAAACUUCAAAGUGAUGCGUAACCAUUAAAUUCCACGCAUCCCUGUGAAAUGCUAAGUGUUAUUCACUUUAUACAGUGGGGGAUCUAAAGCUGCGUGAGCUGCCUUGGGCAAUCCUGCUAACAUCAGGGAGAAAAAGCAGUACAGCCCUGGGACCCAUGCUCAGAACACUCGGCUUUGUUUUCUGUGUGCAUUCUGUACAGCAUUUCCUUGCCUAAAACCUGCAGUGUCAUGUAUCAAGGGGUAUUUUGUCUUUAAUUGUGUUAUUCUGUAAUAAUAUUUGCAAACAAAUGAUUUAACAAAUUACAUAAAACAUACAAAAUAUGCUUUUAAUUUAAAAAAAGAAAAUACCCAAAGGUUUUUCCUCAGGCUUUGCUCCAAAAUUCACCCUUCAGCCAGGACUGCAGAAAGGCACGCACACGUGUGCACGCAAACAAAUUCUGAAAGCAAAUUAGAAACACAUGAAAAUGGGGACUGUCUUCUUAACUGCACUCUGUUUUCAGUACAGCCAAACUGCCAGUGGUUUGCUGAUGGAGGAACACGCAGGCCUUAUCUGCACAGUGUUCCUCCCUCUCUCCAGCCUUGUUCUCCUGCAUAAGGCACAGCCCUGUCUCAGUCAGGAGGUGGCUGCCCAGCAGAAGAGCCUUUGUAGAAUAAUACUUUCCAUUAAGACAACUAUUACUUAGUAAAAGCCUGCUUUUGGAACUAUUUUAUUGUGAUUGCAAGACAAAUAAUUAGAAUCUGUGUCAUUUCUUUACUAAUACAUAGUAAUGAACAUACACAAGACAAAAUACCUGAAUUUCAGCAGCUGCUUUGAAAUGAUAGACUGUGCUGGAGGUUCCUGGUGUGACCGCAUUAGAGGCUCGAUGUCACUUUAUGUGACAUGAGGUUUGGUUUGGCUAUUUCGAGCAUCAGCUGCCACAGAGGUCAUUCUGAAUACAGAAUGAACACUUGAAAAUUUGUGACAUUUCGACGAGGAAGAAAAAAUAAAUCUGAUAAAAUAAAAAACUGCUAAAAACAACCGAUAAACUGAAACACUUUCAAUAAAGUUCUUUGAAAUUGACAUUAGCUGCUUGACUUUCAAGCCGUUGGUAAAGGUGUCCUCCAGAUAAGCUUUGGAAGAGCUACAAAGUUUUUGGAGUAAAAUUGAAAAUGUUCUACCACUAAGACAGAACAUUUCUGGCAAGAAGAACUAUUUACAAAUAUGAAAUUGUUGCAUUAUGGCUUUUGGGGGAGCUAUGCUACAUUCCAUUCAACAGAUGUUGUAUUUCAGUGGAGUAACUCCUAAUACAGAUCAAAUGAAUGAUGGCUCUUUUGCCUCAACUGUAUUCCCACCAUAUAACAGAACACUUUUAGAACUGAUUUUUGCUGCACCAUUAUUUCGAGAUGUUUUCUAAAAGCUAGAAACUGUGCUAGAAUAUGGAUUCAACUGGAGGAAUAACUCAUCUUUACUCCACCUUACAGUUCAGAGUAUGAUGCAAACAGUGGAAAUCAAAGUAUUAAUACCACUCACUGGAUAAAAGUGUUACAUCAUAAUUUUCCAUUAUUUCUUUUCUAAAAACAGAAGAUGGAAAAUGUACAUUUAUGAAUGUUGCAGAAUGGACCGAAGCUGUAUAUAAUUUUGACAUACGUGACUCGAAUGAAAGUUUGCCCCAUCCUGCAAGUCAGCAUUGAGGCAGCGCUUCUCAGAGUCUGAUAAUAUUAGAGACUUGGACAUUAAGUUUUAUGUAAUAAAAUAUAACUAUAUAUGAGUGUAAGAUUUUAUAUAAUUCCUAUGAACUUGAAUAGAGUUUAAAUAAAAACAACUGGCAGUUUUUGGUGUUCAAUCUAGCAUAAAGCCUAUUCUGAAACUGCA